UGUUCUGUUGAACGUUGACUGUUUGAUUACACUCUCGUCAAUUAGAAGUGAUUUAACAAUGGAUUUUCUAGAAAAUUGCUCUUUUCGACGUUAAUUUGACAUGUAUCAAGCGUCUCAGAGUGACAUCCUAAUGUUUGGAGAAGAAUGGAGGACAAAUCUGCCUCAGAUUGUGAAGGAGCGCUGAGCUGGUACAUGAGAGUCUCUAAACUGGCCGUGGCCGUGGCUGUGAUUAAGAUCAGCCCAUCGGGAGGAGCCAGACAGUUCACUGAAUCUCUGGCUGACAGACUCAGACAGCAGGAUGAAGGCUGGAGGUCUACAGCUCGAAGUCUUUAUGAAGAUGUGCUGCGCCUCAGACAAGAGCUGCUGCUCGCUCGCUUACUGUUCAAGAAGAAGAGUAAUGACGGGCCAGCACAUGGUCAAGAGAUUGCCAAAGAACUCUCUCAGGACGACCCACAGCAGUUAAAGGGCGACUCUGGCUGUGACACUGAUAACAGCUCACAAACACAGAUAUAUGGUGUUCAGGGACCAUGCUUGCCUCCGACUCCUCCAAACAGUCAGAACUUUUCCCUCCAGAACAAGAAAUGGCACCAGGAUCACAGGCUGUUAAAACACAUGCAGUUCCUACGCUGUCUGAGUGGCUUGAGCAGAGGCUAUGAGUCAUCUCUGUGUCGUGGUGGGGAUGAGGUCUGGGAUUCAGUAGUGCAGCUGCUGGAUUCUGUGGUGGAGGUUUUCCGGCAGGCCCAUGUUGGACAGCCUCUGCAUCACCCAGAGCAGCUGCAUCAUGCCACACAAGUGGUGGCACAGACCCUGAGUCGAGGAGGAACACAGCACGGGUGUUCAGGGCAGUACUUCAGCAAAGUGGAUGAUCUGUUGAAGGAGAUGAUCAACCUACUGCUCACCAACCAAAAACUCAAUUCGGUAAGAGACAGAGGUUUAUGUACAGUACUAUGGGUAAAACCGCUUGCAGACUAGACAAGCAGUGGGCCAGGAAACUUAGGUAUCAAACAUCUACGCAUCUUUCUUUACUUGCAUGCUUAAGGCUGCGGUCCAAAACAGUAGUUAUGUUUCCA
Sinocyclocheilus anshuiensis is the source of this 1070-nucleotide messenger RNA. RefSeq names its product meiosis-specific, MEI4 homolog (S. cerevisiae) (gene mei4). Gene Ontology annotation, biological process: oogenesis; homologous chromosome pairing at meiosis; spermatogenesis. The record is from RefSeq and is a predicted model, not a curated record. The transcript has 3 exons. Lineage: Eukaryota; Metazoa; Chordata; Actinopteri; Cypriniformes; Cyprinidae. Bases 145 to 972 code for a protein of 275 amino acids. Gene Ontology annotation, cellular component: lateral element.